AUGACUGCUAACAUAAAGCCAGAUGGUGACAAUGAAUACGAAUACGAACUGUCUGACAUCGAAAUUCAGCAGAUCAAGGAACACAAUCAACGUAGAGUGAAGCGAGUGGUGGCGUUGGUCGCUUUGCUGAUGACGCUUCUCGCACUUGGUCUUGUGGCGAUGUCACUUGCACUGGGAAACCGGAUCGAUAUGAUGGUUGAAGAGGAUCUGGAGAAACGAGCGGCCGAAGUAUAUCUUCGCACUGGCAUCAACAUCACCGAACGUCGAUAG
This is a messenger RNA of Necator americanus (New World hookworm), 270 nucleotides long. RefSeq lists its product as uncharacterized. NCBI's taxonomy places the organism in Eukaryota, Metazoa, Nematoda, Chromadorea, Rhabditida, Ancylostomatidae. Bases 1 to 270 code for a protein of 89 amino acids. The record is from RefSeq and is a predicted model, not a curated record. The transcript has 3 exons.